This is a messenger RNA of Populus nigra (black poplar), 1015 nucleotides long. Its product is annotated as zinc finger A20 and AN1 domain-containing stress-associated protein 3-like. NCBI's taxonomy places the organism in Eukaryota, Viridiplantae, Streptophyta, Magnoliopsida, Malpighiales, Salicaceae. The record is from RefSeq and is a predicted model, not a curated record. Bases 300 to 779 code for a protein of 159 amino acids. Gene Ontology annotation, molecular function: zinc ion binding; DNA binding. The transcript has 2 exons.
AACGGCUUCUCCAACAUCUUGACGGCUACAAUUUUCUUCUUAAAUCUUAAUUAUCACGAUAUAAAGAGAAUCAACAUUUCUCUAACCUUAAAGAAAACCGAAGGAGACAGAGAGAGGAAAAAAGGAGAAGGUGUGUGGGAAUCCUCUCUGAAACAGGAUUCCUUUUCCCUUUCCACACCAGAAGUUCUUCCCUUCUCUUCAUAUAUAAUUUUCAACCCUCUCUUUUUCUCGUUGCCUUUUGCUCUUCCCUCGAAUUCAAAACAGAUUAAAACAAGGAAAUCAAGAAAUCUUGAAAGACAAUGGCAGAAGAACAACACCGAUGCCAAGAACCACGUCUCUGCGUAAACAACUGCGGUUUUUUUGGAAGCCCAGCAACUCAAAAUCUGUGUUCUAAAUGUUAUGGUGAUCUUCGUCAAUCACAGCCCCUGAAUCAGCUCCUAGCCCCAUCAUCAUCUGCUUCUGUUUCUUCCUUUUCACCCCCAACCGUUGAUGUCAUAAAGAACCAGAUAGCUCCCGUGUUGGUGGUGGAAGGUGAUGAAAAAGGGGAGUUUAAGGCUGAACCUACGGUUGUGGUUCCCCAGCAGAAGCCAAAUAGGUGCUUGACAUGCAGGAGGCGCGUAGGGUUGACGGGAUUUAACUGCAGGUGUGGUAUGGUGUUUUGUGGAACGCAUAGGUACCCAGAACAACAUGAUUGUGAGUUUGAUUUUAAGAGCUUAGGUAAAGAACAGAUCGCUAAGGCUAAUCCUGUUGUUAAGGGUGAGAAGCUUCAAAAGAUUUAAUGGAGGUCUCCUAAUUCUGCAAUUUACGAAUUCCAUCGUGAUGUCGGCCGGUGGCGGUGUUAAGAGGAAGUGGUGGUCGUGGGGUUGGUGGCUGUUGGGGGUAUUGUUGUAGUUGUGUGGUUUGUGUAAAUUUCAAAUAUUUAAUGCUAAGAUUUUAGUAUUUUCCUUUUUAGAAAAAAAAACAAAUCACUUGGGCUGUUCAUUUUUAUUGAAUUAUUUGGGGGUGUUGAUUGAAA